UCUACACGUCAAAAACAUCUUUUACAUUUUCCUGCAAUCAAUCCUAAUUCCCUCUUAAUUUUCUUCCCUUCCUCACCGAUCCUCGCGCCUCAUCCUGCCACAUCGCCCGUGGACGGCAACCGGAGCAUCGCCUGGUAUCCCGGACCUCCUCUGCGGUGUGCGCCUCCUGACUUUGGCUGCAAGAUCGGGCUUCUUAAUACAUGAGAAAGCGUUGAACGCGAGUACACCGUUUUAAACCUCAGUCCCGCAAGUCGUGUUUUGUGUAUUAAAUUACUGAUGAAGAGACACGAUAAUAAUUCUGCAGAUUAUGGAACUCAAAGAAAACAGACGGUCAAUGACUCCAGUGACGAUGCUAUUGAUCUGGAUGAUUUAUUGCCAAAGAUCGGAGAGUUUGGAUUGUAUCAAAAACUACUUCUGUGGCUGGUAUGUUUACCAGCCUGUUUGCCUUGUGGAUUUUGCGCUUUCAACCAAUUAUUUAUGACAGACGUACCUGACCACUGGUGUCGAGUGCCAGAACUAGUCUCAUUAAACUUAACGCAACAGGAAAUAAAAAUACUAUCUAUACCGAAAAUACACAAUACAUCUUUUGAAAAAUGCCUACGAUACGCAGUAAAUUGGUCAACAAUAAAAAGAGCAGACAUUUUUAAUACAUUUAAUGAAUCUUGGCCGGUAGAGCCUUGUUUGGAUGGAUAUGUAUACAAUACUUCAGUAGUAACUUCUUCCAUUGUGAUUGACUUUGAUUUAGUUUGCGAAUAUGAUGUUUAUCCAACGCUUGGAUUAGUAGCACUUAACGUUGGAGGGCCAAUAGGAGUUUAUACUUUUGGAUACUUAAAUGACCGCAUCGGCCGAAAGAAAUCUUUCUUUCUCUGUUUAAGCACAUUGUUACUUGGUAGUAUAAUGACUGCGUACGCACAUGAAUACUGGUUUUGGGUUCUAGCUAGAGUAAUUGUUGGUCUAACUAUCCCUGCAGUAUAUCAAAUACCAUUUAUAAUUUCUCUAGAAUUAGCCGGGCCCAAUUAUCGAUCCUUCGUAACAGUAAUGACUUGCGUAUUUUAUACAUUGGGGUUGAUAUUACUUUCUGGUGUUACAUAUUUGUUACGAGAUUGGAGAUCCUUGGCAUUAGCUACAUCCGUCCCGUUCCUGUUAUAUUAUCUCUAUUGGUUCGUUCUACCGGAAUCACCUAGAUGGCUACUUAUGCGAGAAAGAUUAGAGGAGGCAAAUAACAUACUUAAAACUAUAGCAAAAGUAAACGGAAAUGAAAUGCCACCAGAUUACACACAUAAACUACAGAAACAAGUUUUAGAACUGAAAGAAAAAGGGUGUUCAGAAACUAAAACUGCGAGCGUUCUUGGGCUAUGUAGAACGCCAAAUAUGAGGCUAAAAACUUGCUUAAUUACAUUAAAUUGGUGCGCCUCGGAGAUGGUUUACGUGGGGUUGAGCUAUUACGGACCUGCGAUCGGAGACAAUCAGUACAUGAGCUUCUUCUUAUCGUCAGUCGUGGAAAUACCAAGUUACAUAGUUUGUUGGAUACUUAUGGACCGCAUCGGCAGACGAUGGCCUCUGUGUUUAUCAAUGAUAAUAAGCGGUAUAUUUUGCAUCGUGACAGUUUUAUUGCCUAGUGAUGCAGUUACUGAAACUCUUAUUCUGUAUUUAAUAUCUAAAUGCUUUAUAUCAGCAUCGUUCUUAAUAAUAUACCCAUACGCAGGCGAAUUAUAUCCGACUGAAUUACGAGGAGUUGGCAUUGGUACGUCUGCAUAUAUUGGAGGCUUGGGGCUCAUAAUUAUACCUUUUAUAAAUUAUUUGGGUUCAAGUAACUUAGUAUUGCCCUUGGUGGUUAUGGGCGCAGUAUCGGUGGUAGGCGGUUUAAGUGCACUACGUUUGCCUGAAACCCUACACUGUCCACUACCUCAAACUGCAGAAGAAGGUGAAGAGUUUGGUAAAGACUGGACGUACGCUGAUUGCCUUAUCUGCGGAGAUCAAAGAAAAGUUGCAGCCACGGAUUCUUAUGAAAAUUUGGACCAACUGGAACUGACCCAAGCUCCUUUGAUGGAGGAUGAAGUACCUGAAAUGAAUGCCACUAGACGACGCAGUUCAAUGCGGAAACUAGUACGACAAACUAGCACUGUUGAGACACAGAAAGAUAUAGAUGGAAAUUUGAAAAUGACUUAUUGGUUUUGAAUAUAAUUAAAUUUGUUUUAUUUUAAAA
Manduca sexta (tobacco hornworm) is the source of this 2206-nucleotide messenger RNA. Its product is annotated as carcinine transporter. Bases 277 to 2178 code for a protein of 633 amino acids. The transcript is spliced from 9 exons. Lineage: Eukaryota; Metazoa; Arthropoda; Insecta; Lepidoptera; Sphingidae. Gene Ontology annotation, molecular function: transmembrane transporter activity. Gene Ontology annotation, biological process: transmembrane transport. The record is from RefSeq and is a predicted model, not a curated record. Gene Ontology annotation, cellular component: membrane.